GUCAUGAUCAUUUCCUAUAAUCCUGAUUACAACAUUACUUUCCUAAUGAAGUAGCUCUAGUUUUCUUCACUACGCUUUUUGUGGUUCAUCUUCAGCAUUUAACUCUGCCAUCUACAAAGGCAAAAGUGGAAAAACAACAGGUGAAUGUGUAUGAUUAAGCCAGGCAAAAAUGGAGUUGAAAUACUAAAAGAAAAUCAUGAUUAUCUGAUGAUGAUGAUUGUUUAGAAACGGAAGAAAUCAAAAAACAAGAAUCAAUUUAUACAUCCUCCAUAAUCCCUCGGAAUCGUAUGCCAUUGCUUUCCUUGUUCCGUGGAAUGACUUAUGUUAUUAGUUGCAUUGCUAUCUUAGCAGUAGAUUUUCACAUUUUUCCCAGAAGAUUUGCAAAAGCUGAAGUGUAUGGUACAGGUCUCAUGGACACUGGAGUUGGCUUUUUCAUUGUUUCAAAUGGCAUUGUUAGCCCAGAAGCGAGGGGAAAGUAUCGAUACUGUAACACCCUUAUGGAUAAGCUUGAAAAUAUGAGAAAAGCAGUGAUUUCAUCAUGGCCAUUAUGGAUGAUUGGCUUUUGUAGGAUAAUAUUUAUUAAAUUACUUGGAUACCAGGAACAUGUUUCAGAAUAUGGUGUUCACUGGAAUUUUUUCUUCACUAUUGCAGUUGUGAAAGUUUUGUCAACAUUCAUACUUUCAUUCAUAAGUAUUACAUACUGUAUUCCAUUGUCUAUGUCAUGUAUUAUGUUGUACCAAUAUUUAUUAUCCUAUUCUCCCAUUAAUCUAACAUCUAUAAUUUUAAAUGAAGAUAGGAAUGGGUUUUUAAUGGCUAAUAAAGAAGGCAUAUGCUCGUGUAUUGGUUUCCUAUCACUGUAUUUUGCUUCUGUUCAAAUUGGCGUUUUCUUAUUUCAAGGAAAUAGAACCAACGUUGUGUCGUGGUUUAUUGUCCUGUGUCAAAUCCUUACUGAUUGAUAUUAUAUUAUGGACUUUGACAAUGCUAUCUUUCCGACUAUGUGCAACCUGUAUCACGUAGGUUUGCAAACCUUGCUUAUGUCUUAUGGAUAUUAGCUCUUUGCUUCCAGUUUGCAGUAAUUAGUCUUUGCUUAAUUUUUUCUUCAUUGUUUUGUAUAAAUUGGAACAAAUUGCCAGUCGAAUCUAUGCCAGGACAGUGGGUUCUGUUGGAAAAGAAAAAUCUUGGAAAAGCAAAUGUUAAAUAUGAUCCUCCAACUCCACCAUUUUGUUUGAUAACAGCUGUAAACAGGAAUCUAUUUGUGUUUUUCUUAACAUCUAAUAUUUGCACAGGUUCAAUUAAUUUUAUAUUUGAUACUAUGAGAUUGCCUGACGAGUAUGCUUUGAUUAUCCUAUCUGUGUACACAUUUGUCAAUCUACUUUUUAUAUGGAUUUUACAUACAAAGCAAAUCAACCUGAAAUUUUGGUGAUUUUUGCAAGUUUGCUUGGAAAGUUAAUAUGCUGAUGUGCAGUUCAUUUUAUAUUGCAAUAUGUGCCUUGCAUGUAAUGCAUUUUUUACCAACAUCUCUAGACUCUAGUAUGACAUUCCAUCGAGAUAGCAUACCAGGCAUUUAAUUGUCAUAAAUGGCAUAGGGCUGUUACCUAUGUUAAUUCCAUUAGAUUGAUAUUUUCUUAGGGUUUGGACAAUGUGUUUUGUGCAAAAGAUCAUUACUGUCAUCAAUACUGUUAAAUUUGUAGGCAUUGUUUGUGUGCGUCCUGUAGAGUUAUGUCCAUUACAAAUCACUCGGCGAAAUAUUAGCAAAGGUUCUAUCUUGUUAUUGCCCUAUUGCUAAUUAUCUGAUCUGUUUUCUUCAGCACUGUUUACCUUGGAUUAGGACAAGUUAAGUUGUAUUAUUGCCCUACCCAAUUAAAUAAAACAGAUUAGUAAUUAGUGGCCAUGCAAUAACAAGAUAGUCCAUUUACAAAAAUCUGUGUCAACUUUUAUACUUAUAUUAUAAUGUUGAAUCUAUUUUCCUAGUUUUAUACAUGUUCAUGUUUGAUAAAACAUCUAUGAUUCUAUGUGAUUGGCCAAACACAAUCUGUUGUUCAAACAAAAUCUUUCAACAAGACUUAACUUAGUGUAUGACACUGUAGUUCAUUUAAUGUUUAUUAAUCGGAAUAUUAUGUUUUUUAUUCUUGUUUUUAG
Molecule: messenger RNA, 2139 nt
Organism: Styela clava
Lineage: Eukaryota; Metazoa; Chordata; Ascidiacea; Stolidobranchia; Styelidae
Product: glucosaminyl-phosphatidylinositol-acyltransferase PIGW-like
Biological process (GO): protein localization to plasma membrane; GPI anchor biosynthetic process
Cellular component (GO): membrane; endoplasmic reticulum
Molecular function (GO): glucosaminyl-phosphatidylinositol O-acyltransferase activity
Source: RefSeq, a predicted model, not a curated record